Messenger RNA from Varroa destructor (honeybee mite), 1857 nucleotides. It is a transcript of the gene Pect, whose product is annotated as phosphoethanolamine cytidylyltransferase. Gene Ontology annotation, molecular function: ethanolamine-phosphate cytidylyltransferase activity. Gene Ontology annotation, biological process: phosphatidylethanolamine biosynthetic process. Lineage: Eukaryota; Metazoa; Arthropoda; Arachnida; Mesostigmata; Varroidae. The record is from RefSeq and is a predicted model, not a curated record. Gene Ontology annotation, cellular component: cytoplasm.
UGGUAUCAAGGAACACGUCCAGCAGUGUUCGAUUUAAAGAAAAAACGACGCUUACACGACGUCGUCGGAGUCCAGCUGGAGUUCACGCGGUCUUCUGCUGGCUGUUACUUAUUAGAAGUGCGUCCGCUCGUGUACUCCUGUAAUACCUGCUACUUUAAAACAGCUGAUCUGUAUCGUGCGCAGAAUAGAAACAAUUAAUACUAGCGAUCAUGGCUGUGCGCUGAAUUCUUAUCUGCUGAAAUAGAUUGUGUAUUCUACGUGUCCAUAGUCUCAAACCGGGAGAGCCAACAUUGACUGGAAUAACGGCGAAACAUGUUGAACAAAGAACAAAUAAAAAGUCAGGAGCCAAAGCGACCAGUUCGGGUUUGGUGUGAUGGCUGCUACGACAUGGUACAUUUUGGACAUGCGAAUCAAUUGCGGCAGGCAAAAGCGAUGGGGGAUUACCUUAUUGUCGGCGUACACACAGACGAGGAGAUCAUCGCUCAUAAGGGUCCACCCGUAUUUACGGAGCAGGAACGUUAUAAAAUGGUGCGAGCUAUCAAAUGGGUGGAUGAGGUCGUCGAAGGCGCACCGUAUAUUACGUCAGUUGAAACACUGGACAAAUAUCAGGCAGACUUUUGCGUGCAUGGAGAUGAUCUUACGAUGGACGCGUCUGGUCAGGAUACAUAUCGUUUCGUAAAGCAGGCUGGGCGUUAUCGUGAGUGUCGUCGGACAGCGGGUGUUUCCACUACAGACCUCGUUGGUCGAAUGUUAUUGAUGACUAAACAACAUCAUAAUCUGGGACCAAGAGAAUAUGGAGUUGACAAAGAACAUGCAGGAAAUAUAUCGAAGUUCGAUUUUAGGUUAUGUAAACAGAAAUGUUGCCAGCAGAACAGGUUCGCAAAGUUCGCUGAGCUUUUUUUCAUCUUUGUGGAAAUACCAACUUCACGAAACAACACACAGGACGAGAAGGCCAGCACGCCCUCACAUGAUUCGUCAACCCACAGCCCGUGGACAGGAAUAUCACAGUUUUUACCUACUACUCAGAAGAUCAUUCAGUUUUCGGAAGGAAAAGAACCAAAGCCGACGGACAAAAUCGUCUACACAGCGGGCGCCUUCGAUCUCUUUCAUGUCGGCUACGUUGAAUUUUUAGAACGAGCUAAAAAGCUAGGCGAUUACCUCAUUGUUGGUCUGCACACAGAUCCUAUUGUUAACAGGUACAAGGGAUAUAACUACCCUAUAAUGAACCUUCAUGAGCGUGUUCUGUCGGUGCUUGCCUGCAAAUUUGUUAACGAAGUUGUGAUUGGUGCACCUUAUUACGUCUCAAAAGACCUCAUGGAACAUUUUCGGGUGUCGGUAGUCGUUCAUGGUACGACGAAUAUUAUGGCGGACGUCGAUGGGCGCGAUCCGUACGAAGAGCCCAGAAAACAGGGAAAGUUCGUACAGGUGGAAAGCGGUUCGUCGGUCACAACCCACGAAAUCGUCACGCGAAUUAUUAGCAAUAGGCUGAGAUUCAAAGAGCGCAAUGAGAAAAAGGAAGCGAAGGAACUUGCGGCGUAUCAUGCGUUUGUGAAAAACCGAGAAAAACAACACACAAUUGACAACAACACCGGCGGAAACUGAGUGAGAAGGAUGUAUGUAUGUAUGGCCUCCUAUAGAAUACCUACAUAGUAACUACGUGACUACCUCUGUGAACGGAAGCUCUAAAUUGAUUUAACAACAGUCCAUCAACUGUUCAAAUCAAACACAAUUAUGCCACUGAAGCCCAAAGGACAUUCGAUAUUUACUGUUGAGUGCAGACAAAAUGCAUACGAUACAGGAGACCACACCCAAUAAAUUUUACCGAUAUUUUGAUAGGAGGCGACUAGCUCUCCGCUA